AUCCUCGCACUGCGGAGCAGGAAGGGCCGAUAAGGAUCGUCGAGCCGAGUCCCUCUCAAGAAGACAUGGGGAGGGAACUGAACCUCCAAUCCAGAUACCUCAGCCACUGAGCCAUCGAGCGGCGCGGUCGAGUCAGACGUCGAAGAAAGGGCAGAGCAUCCCAGCCGGGAAAGAUACUGGAAACAAACCAGAAGGGGACACUGUCGUUCACACACCUGGGCUGCCCUAUUCCAAGACUGCCGGGCCUAGAGAGGGAGGCACCUCACUGGACUGUGGUGUUGCAGAUGCCAAGGAGCAGGUGCUGGCCAAUCUAGCUAACUUUGCUUAUGACCCAAAGAACUAUGAGCAUUUCCGGCAGCUCAAAAUUUUGGACCUCUUUCUAGACAUGCUCACCGAGGACAAUGAGACCCUUGUGGAAUUUGCACUGGGUGGCCUUUGCAAUCUCUGUCUGGAUAAAAUCAACAAAGACUACAUCUUGGAGGCAGACGGGGUCACUGCUGUAGUCAACUGCCUCUCCAGCUCCAAUGAGGAGACUGUUUUGUCUGCAGUUACUACCCUGAUGUACUUGAUCACCCCCCAGUCUCGGCAGCAGAUCACAGCUCUUCCUGUGGUCGAGUGCAUGCAGAGGUUCUCCCUGUCAGCCAACAGGAGGCUACGGAAUCUGGCAACUGUCUUCCUUGAAGAUUAUUGCACCCCUCUGCGGGUGGAGGAGGCCAGGAACCGGACCGGGCACACUGCCGUAGGGAUCCCGUUGCCCAAGGAGUAGUGCCUCAAAACAGGCAGACUUUCCUGGCAAAUGCAGUCCCAGGCCUUCCUGUUGACAGAGCCAGUUAUAAAGUGAGAUCAUGCCAGAAAUGGUGCUUUGAAGAGCGACUGUGGGGGAAUUUGGAACUGACCAUUAAGAGUCAGAAUUAGUCGCUCCACACAUUUGGGACCCAAGUGCUUUUCAACCCAGAGGUACUGUUGGGUGAAAGAAAGGAGUAUUAGAAGGAAAGAAUCAUCUUCAGGAAAUUCAUCUCCACUAGAGAGUAUCUGAUGGAAUACAGGAAUUAGAAGGGAGGAUCAGCGCAACUCCACAGCUGAUGGUACUCUAAAAUAUAUUCCAAAGAUGUUCACAAGGCAUUUACUCCUAUUGCAAACCAUUCAGGCUGCAACUCUUUAUACAGUGACUUGGGAGGAAGCCCUCGUGAACAUACUGAAUAAGAACGCAGGGAACUGCAGUGCUGAUCUGUCUCUUAGAGCAGGUCUGGGUGGCAGAUCCUUUCAGAUUCUGGAGAGCUUUAGCUCAUGCACAGAGGAACACACAUUCCUUCACCUUCAUUUCUAACCUCCACAGGAUUGUGACACACCUGCUGCUCCCUCCUUUGUUGCCUUGGCUUCUGAUCUCUUUUCCCCCUCUACGCUUUCUUCUGAUAGCUCCUGGCAGCUAUUUGCUGUUAUUAGCACAUUAACUACAACACAGCUUUAUCCCAAUACAUUGAAUUGGAAGAUUCCAUAUGCAUUAAAAUAAUAAAUACAAAACCAAGUUGCAGCUUCA
Molecule: messenger RNA, 1537 nt
Organism: Pogona vitticeps (central bearded dragon)
Lineage: Eukaryota; Metazoa; Chordata; Lepidosauria; Squamata; Agamidae
Source: RefSeq, a predicted model, not a curated record